This is a messenger RNA of Brettanomyces nanus, 936 nucleotides long. RefSeq lists its product as uncharacterized. Gene Ontology annotation, cellular component: fungal-type vacuole; plasma membrane. Bases 1 to 936 code for a protein of 311 amino acids. Lineage: Eukaryota; Fungi; Ascomycota; Pichiomycetes; Pichiales; Pichiaceae. The transcript has a single exon. The record is from RefSeq and is a predicted model, not a curated record.
AUGGCUAUAAUAUACUUCUGUCUCAUAGUCAUCCAUGCAGUGUUUGGUGUGCUUGCAGGAGAUCGCUUUUUUCCUAUUUCGUUCAUAAUAGGUUGUGUUCUAGAGUUUAUAGGAUAUGUAGGUCGAAGUUUGGGUUACAAGGACCCUACGAAGCUUUCGUGGUAUGUGGUCCAGAGUCUUGGAAUUGCUGUUGCUCCCAUUCUUUUUAUGGCCGGUAUAUAUAACACUUUUGGUGAAUCCAUUCCUGUCUUUGGAUCAAAAUAUUCCGUAUUAAAGCCUACAAAAUAUCGAUACAUCUUCAUCGUUUCGGAUGUCAUUUCUUUUGUUGUUCAAUGCUCUGGUGGAGGACUUUCUGCCUAUCUUGCCAGUACCGAUAAUGGCUCCGAUGUCGGUACAAAUAUAAUGGUGGCAGCAUUGGCAUUUCAGGUUUUUUCAAUGUCUGUGUUUAUGUUCUUGGUCCUUCUCUUCUUUUACAGGGUGCACAAAGCACGUAAAAUGAAGACGUAUGUUGUUGUCGAAGAUCCAAAAUAUCGCUAUCUUGAACGAGAGUACUCCGCUAUCAGGAAACCCCGUUAUUUCAGGGGCUACGUCUAUGCGUACUUCAUUGCAACCAUCCUUGUUUAUAUCAGAUGUGUUUAUCGUGUGGCGGAGAUGAGCACUGGAUUUACGGGUCCUACAUCGCAGAAGGAGGUCUGGUUUUUGGUGUUUGAUUUGUUAAUGAUUAUAUUGGCUGUUGGCAUAGUCACCAUUUUCUAUCCGGGUGCUGCCUUGGCCAAGGGUAGAUUACGAAAAUGGAUGAUACCAGAAGAGAUCGAUGCUCGUUUGGUGUUGGAGCUGGAACCAGAAAUGGAGCAAGAAAUGGAGCAAGAAAUGGAGUCAGAAAUGGAACCAGAAACGAAACUGAAAAAAGAACAAUUCCGAAUUCGACCAUUGUGA